AUGUCUACAACAAAUUUAUCGAAUAAUAAUAAUGAAAUUUAUGAAAAAAUUCAACCAUUAAAAACAAAGAAAGAUCAAGCACAUGGUGAUGAUACACAUAAUGAAUUAUUUUCAUAUGAAAAUCAACAGAUACCGCAUGUAUUUAAAAAUCAAACAGAUAUUUCACCAAUAUCCUCAUGUUCAAAUGAACUUUCUUUCGAAAGAGAUAUGCGAAUUACGGAUACAUCCAAUGAAGCAUUCAAAACAGAUGACGAAGAUCGAAAAAAGCAAGAUCUAAUCAUAAGCGAUGUUUCAUUACAACAACAACGAUUACCUAAUGAUGAAUGUGAAUAUGAAAUCGAUUUAGGUAAUGGUUGGAUAACAAAAUCUAGUUCAUCUUAUCAAUCUGAUCCUAAAUAUCAACAACGAUCAACUUCAAUUAUCUCCGGUGAUUCAAUUCAUUCAAUGAAUACAUAUCAAAUUCCUUUUACAAAUACAUUUUAUAGACAAGAAAAUUCAAUUGAUCAUUAUGAUAAAUCAAAUAUUUUAUUCAAUUCACAUAAUUAUAUUCAACAACGAUGGCCACAACUUUCGCUUAGAACAUUCACAAUUUUCAGUAUCGGUACAACGACUCUUUUAUGUGUGAUUGUUCUUAUAAUUCUUGUCUUUUGA
This is a messenger RNA of Adineta steineri, 651 nucleotides long. The record is from the annotation of a GenBank genome assembly. NCBI's taxonomy places the organism in Eukaryota, Metazoa, Rotifera, Eurotatoria, Adinetida, Adinetidae.